This is a messenger RNA of Striga asiatica, 867 nucleotides long. The record is from the annotation of a GenBank genome assembly. NCBI's taxonomy places the organism in Eukaryota, Viridiplantae, Streptophyta, Magnoliopsida, Lamiales, Orobanchaceae.
AUGGUGUCUCUUUGUGAUGCAUGGGUGGCGGUAUGCAUGUUCUGGGCGAAGAGAGACAGGUCCUCAGCCGCAGGGCACGGGUCCUCGAUAGCAGCUCAUUCCACCAAGGAUAAUGCGACCUUUGACAAAAGGUUUACUCUGUUGUAUUCUCCUCUUAGUAUAUGCACCAGCUCCCAAGUUGAGAUCCUUUCAAUAGAGACUGUACCUCAACUAGAAAUUCACUUUGCUAAAUUUGUUCAAUCUCACAAAAUUCUUGUGGAUGAAUUCCUUCAACUAUUGGAGAAGUCAAAGGCAAGUUUAGAUGAUGCCUAUUCAAUCGUUUUGCAAAUUAGUGAUUCGACAGAGUCAUUUAAGAUGUAUGUGUCUAAUUCGGAUGUUGAAGAUGAUGUUCAUCAAUGUUCUCACCCCAAUCACUUUGCAGCUGGAACAGAAGGUAACAACCUCGACUAUGGUGUGAACUUCAGAGGACUUAGCUCACGAAGGCGGCGCUUCCCUUUUGGAACCCGUCCACGGACGAGUUCAAGCUCCUUCCUCCGACCUCCAUCCCACGCCAUCCAGAUGCUAAGGAUUUCGACUUCUGCUAUUCUGAUUUUGGGUUCAAUCCUAUCUUUUGAGAUUUCAAAAUUUUUCGAUAAUGUCUUUGAAAAGGCCAGUACUUGUCAUGCCAAGUUGUACUCGCUCAAGUCCGAUUCUUGGGAGGAUAUAACGAACCGCAUUCUUCACGACCUCACGCCAUGGCCCAAUCCUUAUGCUUAUGUGAAUGGAGUCGUCCAUUGGACGGCGAGUCCUGCAAACGACAUAGACGAAAUCCUUUCCUUUGAUUUUGCUACUCAACGAUUUUUAACUUUACUUUCUGUUUACACGUAA